AAGCCCUUGGUCUGCUGGACUUCUUCAUCCAUUGAGUGCUCGAACCUCUAAACUCUCAGUUUCUCUCAUCCAACUACACACCAGGAGCACCAUGGCACCAAAGAAGAAAGAGAAGGAGGAACCUCCCAAGCCAGCCCCUAAGCCUCCUGAACCUGAGCUCCCAAAAGAACCAGAGUUUGAACCCCAAAGUGUGGCGAUCGAAUUUACACCUGAACAAAUUGAAGACUUCAAGGAGGCUUUCUCCCUGUUCGACAGAACUCCGACUUGUGAAAUGAAAAUUACUUAUGCUCAGUGUGGCGAUCUAAUGCGAGCACUUGGUCAGAACCCAACAAAUGCUGAAGUCAUGAAAGUUUUAGGGAAGCCAAAGCCUGAGGAGAUGAAUUCCAAGAUGCUAGACUUUGAGACAUUCUUGCCAAUGCACCAACAUAUCAGCAAAGUCAAAGAUCGAGGAACCUUUGAGGACUUUGUGGAAGGACUGAGGGUUUUCGAUAAGGAGGGAAACGGGAGUGUCAUGGGAGCUGAGCUUCGCCAUGUGCUGGCUACACUUGGUGAGAAAAUGAGAGAAGAUGAGGUUGAGCAACUCAUGGCUGGACAAGAAGAUGCCAAUGGCUGCAUAAACUAUGAAGCUUUCGUCAAACAUAUCAUGGCAGGAUAAAAGAGGGAAUUAAUAUACCAAUAAUUUUCCACUGGAAAUGACCUGGGAAGUUUCAAGCUUUUAUUGUCUGUUAUCUUGUAAUGAUGCCCUUGAUAAUAAAUGAAAUAAAAACAAUAA
Molecule: messenger RNA, 772 nt
Organism: Lepisosteus oculatus (spotted gar)
Lineage: Eukaryota; Metazoa; Chordata; Actinopteri; Semionotiformes; Lepisosteidae
Gene: myl13
Product: myosin, light chain 13
Cellular component (GO): myosin II complex
Molecular function (GO): calcium ion binding
Source: RefSeq, a predicted model, not a curated record